GGCCGGGCCGGGCGGCAGCGCGGCUGCCGAGGCGGAGGUGGCGGGUAUGGCUCCGCCGGCGACGGGCGGGAUCCCGCCGACUGCUCCCUCGCUGGGCCCCACGGCUGCCGGGCUGGGCAACCGCUCCGCUCUCGGUAAUGGAGAGCUUCUCCAGGUUUUAUCAAGCUAUGGCUUACAGACAACUACUUUGACAACUAAAACUGAUGGCAAUGAUGGCAAGGCUGAACACCUAGAGUAUAUUGCCUUUGCAUUGGUUCCUGUCUUCUUCAUCAUGGGUCUCUUGGGGAUCCUCAUCUGUCAUGUCCUUAAGAAAAAGGGAUAUCGUUGUACGACAGAGGCUGAAGAAGUAGAAGAAGAAGAAAAAGUUGAUGAAAAAAUAGAAAUGAAUGAAACUAUACAUGAAAAUAGCGACACUGUGGGACAAAUUGUUAACUACAUUAUGAAAAAUGAAGCAAAUGCUGAUGUGUUAAAGGCCAUGGUAGCAGAUAGCAGUGUCUUUGAACCUGAAAGCCCUUUAUCACCUACCUCUCCUGGGAGUCCAGUGAGUCCAGGGUCUCCUUUGUCACCGGGUGCUGUUCCAUUUAAACACAGCUGCAAAGGCCAUCACUUCCAUACUGUUGGAGGAGUAAUAGAAAAGGAUGUUUGUACUCGUUGUAGCCACAAACGAUGGCAUCUUAUAAAGCCAGCGCACAAAUCUAAAGAGCACAGAAGAAGUCGUCUUGGAGAAGUUACAGUCCUUUCUGUGGGAAGAUUUAGAGUCACGAAAGUGGAGCACAAAUCGAAUUCCAAGGAACGGAAGAGCCUGAUGUCUGUUACUGGUGUGGAGAGUGUCAAUGGUGAUAUGCCGGUCACACCUACGAAACAGGAAGACAGCGAAACACCCGCCACGCUUGAGAAACCGGAGGCACAAGAGAGGAGAAGCUCAGAAUAAACUGCAGGUGGAGCUUUUAGAAGAAACUUGUCUGCUAGCACUUUGGAGAAAACCGAAAACUCCCAGGAGACGCAUACUAUUUAAGGAAAUAUAUUUAUGGCACUGUAGCAUUUUACAAGUUCUGUGAUGGCGUCCAUGCAAGGUUAAACAUUUAACGGGCUUUCUCCAGUAAAGUCAGUAAGAUUUAGACACUUAAGUGCUGUUGAGCUGUGUGGACCUCAUACCAAAUGUUGGGCUUCAUCUUGGAAAGAAAAAUUACAUAUCAGGUUUUGCACAGGAAAAGUUAAAAGCCUUAUCAAAUAAUCUUAAUUUUUUUUGUACUUAAUCAAGCAUUUUUAAUGAGCACAAUAUUAUGAGUAAUGUGAUUACUCUGUGGGUAAACUGUGUUCACCCCUCUGGUCCGUCUGGAUUUUUCUCCUCUGUUCUUCCCCUUCAGAAUUGGCAAGUGUUUGCUGAAGAUAAAAGCCAGCCUUUGGAAGAUUAAAAUAUUCUUUUAAUCUAACUGCUAGUAGCCAAGCAAACAAGGAAAUAAUUAUGUCAGCCAAAAGCUGCAUGUGUGCCUUUAGUAGUACAUAAGCCCUCGGACUCUGUGAAGAGCAUUUCACAGGACAGAGCGGUUCAGCUAUAUGCAGACGUUAAAUUAAAUUGUCUUUCUCCUUACUACUUAACAGAGGCUGAAGAGCAUCUUUUUCUAUGCAAUUGGGUGAGCUCUUGGGAAGGUUCCUUUCCUCAAGGACACUCGUUCUCCUGCUUCCUUGUUACUACUCGCUCAUAUUUGAAGAAUGCCUAAAAGUUUUGCCUUUCUCUUUUAUUUUUACCCACAGGUUCCUUAUUAAGCUAAGGCAACAUAUUUCAACCAUUAGAUAAGGAUAUGGAAUAUUUGGCAUUAAAAAUCCGUGGAGUAUAUACUAAAGUACUUCAGAGUGGCUUUAUUGGACUGAGGGUAGCUGUUUUCAUUAGCACCAAAUCUUAAGCCAGUGUCACUCCCUUCAUGUUUUAAGAGUGACUUAACUGCUAAAAAUACCAGUGAUGGUUUUGUGAUGUUAAUUCUUUGUGUCUACUUAUCAUGAUCUCUGCUUUGUCCCUGCAAAGGGAAAUCUUUGCAACACUUCAGCAAAUUUUGCUGUGUAAUAGAAACUGAAAAAUAACAUUUGUUCUUAGUGCCUAAGAAUAUAAGCUCUAAUGUAAUGCAUUUUAGUAGACAUUGCACUAUAUUCUAAGAAUGAACUCAAUGAAAAUCAAUGUUGGUUUUGGAAUUGAUUUGUUUUUAAUUAAUACUUUCAAUACUUUUAAUUGAAGUGCUCUAAACUGUGUUUCUCCUUCAUAUCUGAGAAUCAAGUUUCUUCAUCAGUUUAUGCAAUGUUAACAAUCAGUGUGUACAAAGAUAAAAAUUAAUCUUCUUGCUUAUGUAUUAGAUACUCCCACAUCUUGUCAGGAAACAUUAAGUUAAUUUCACUCUUGCUGAAAGUAUGUGCUGCUGAUGGUCUUCCUUCUACUUGGGUCCAUGAGAUACUGACUGGACCUAUCAAUAUGUACUUUUCACUGAUGCCAUAUUUGCCAAAAAAACCCACUAAACCCACCACCCACCAAAGCUCUGAAAAGAAUAAAUGGUUUACUGUUGCUUUUAAAAUUGAUAUUUUAGACAUAACUGUUCAUUCUUGAGGACCCAAAAUAACUGUUUUGCUAGGACUGGAACUUGUGUGUUUAGCAUCCCUGCUUCUAUUAAUUUAUACCUGGCUUAUGGAAUUGCUUCAAUAAUUAAGUAUAACAUAAACACCAAGCUCACGUUACAGGCAUAUAUUUAAUAGUCUUGAAUUGUUUUUCUUCUUCAAGCUUCACUUGAUUAUUUGAAUGAAAAGCUAAUGUUUCUGGAAGAAUUGGUUAUAGUAGUUAGCUUUCAAUUUGCAAGAGAUUGAGAGCUAUGAGUAAUAAAUGUUACUGGGAAAAGGGAGUAUUGGGCAAAACCUAGCAGUUUCAAAUAAUUUUCAGAAAGGAGAUACACAGUUACAGACUGUCCCAAAAGCUUAAAAAAAAAAAAAAACCAAACCAAAAAAAAGGGUUUUCUUUUGGUAAUACUGUGUUUUGAUACAUGAUGGGUUAGUACUGCAAGUAAAUUUGCUAAAAGGGUGGAAGAAAGUUUAAACAGAAAUAUGUAUUUUUUUACUUAAUUUAAAAGUAGUUUCUAUUUUGAUUCCAUUGGGAAAAUGUAGAAUUAAAUAUAUUAAAAUGUCUUAGAUAUGUAAAACAUUGUUUACCUGUAUAAAAUACAUACAUAAGGUAUUAUAAUACCUGAUAUGUGCAAGAAUGUAACUUGUGAACUGCUACUUCAAUAAGAGGAUUUGGAAACUGUGCCUAUUUCAUUGCAUUUAACACUACACCCUGCUAAUUUGUAGGGGUAUGGAUAUUGCCAUAUUAGUCAGCCUUUCUUAAAUUUGCGUAUCAGAUGUAUUUUAACAAAAUAGUUUAUAUACGACUUUUGUACUACCAAGCAGUAAAUAAAAAAUAAUUGAUUCUUGAGUUUGCUUGUGAAUUCCUUAAGCUUGCAUCCAUGUGUGAAAUUUAGUGUUUGCACAGUCUUAAUGUGUAAUGCAAUCUCUUUGCAUCUUAAGUUUUCUUUAUGGAGGUAGUGAGAAGAUUAGGUGGUUGUGUGAUGUACUUCAGGGCAGUUUUAUUUUGAGAAAGAACAGUUGCAAAUGUUACUUUAGUUCCAUAGUUUAUAUGGGAAAGAAGAAAAUCUAUGCUAUAACCCAAGCUGGUAUCUGGUUAGAUUAAGGACCUUUUACCUUUAAAGUAUCAAGACUUUUGACUUUUUAUUGUAUUUGAGCUUUUAAAAAAUACAAAACAUUCUCUUUAUUCUCAAUUGUUUUCAUAAGGUGUGGAACAAAGAAUUACAAAUGACAGGAAGCUCUUUGCUGUUGUUUCCUCUGAGCCUCUGUCCCUCUGUGAUACUACAAUGCUUAAUUUGUUACAUUACACUCUCACAGGUGACUAUGAUCUGUAAAUGGCAUUAAAAAUGAGUUUUGCUGUACGAGUAGUGUGAAGGAGGCUCAAAGCAAGUUGUGGCUAGCUGAGAUGUAAUUAUCGGUGUACCAUCCUGUUUGCAGUUUUGUGUUCUUUAUUUCAGUGUUCCUAGC
Molecule: messenger RNA, 4065 nt
Organism: Chroicocephalus ridibundus (black-headed gull)
Lineage: Eukaryota; Metazoa; Chordata; Aves; Charadriiformes; Laridae
Gene: RELL1
Product: RELT like 1
Exons: 7
Coding region: 47-931 (294 amino acids)
Biological process (GO): positive regulation of p38MAPK cascade
Cellular component (GO): plasma membrane
Source: RefSeq, a predicted model, not a curated record